Messenger RNA from Parnassius apollo (apollo), 984 nucleotides. The record is from the annotation of a GenBank genome assembly. Lineage: Eukaryota; Metazoa; Arthropoda; Insecta; Lepidoptera; Papilionidae.
AUGAAUAUAUUAAUAAAAGUAUUUGUUUUGCUUAUGCUGUUAAGGCAGGCUGCUUUUGGUCAACUCACCACUAUACCUUUAGGCGUAAAGUGCAGAUGCGUUGAUGUACCACUUACAACAAAUCCACAUAUACCACUCACACCAACUGUUGGAGUUCAAAAUAACUUGAUAAAACAAUUUGCAAGUCCCUUGCCAUUUGGCAAUACUUUAAGCGGUUUGGGCGGAUUAUCUUUGUCAAACGGACUGUCUGUUUUUACUACACCACCAAUUGUCAAUACUGCGACAGGUUUAAAUGGUAUGCAAGUAACGCAAGCGCCAACUGCAAACAAUGCUCGGUUUUCUAUUCCUUCAAACGUGCCCACAUGCCCAGAAAACAUACUGGCCGGUAUUUCUAUUACUCCAUUAGUAAAUACUGAAGAACGUAGUUUUGGAAAUAGUGGCAGAGUUCUUAGUACUGGCAACAUUGCUAAUGUUGGCAAUUUAGGUUUAGCCAACAUUGGCUUACAGUUUGUACCAAACAGUGGUAUUGCAAAUAUGCCAGUUCAAUUACAAACACUCUACUGGGCUAAGCGAGUUUGCCGGCAAGCAGUAGAAAAUUGGAGGUUAAUGAAAUUUCCAGCAAAGAAGCCAUUUUUCAAGAAAGCGCCAUUUAAGAGGAGGGCAUUUCAUAGACCUUUAAUAUCGAAAAUCGAACCUGUUCAUUUAGAAGUCGAUGAGGCUAUAAGUGAGUUCAAGAGUGAAGAAGAUUCCGCGUGUGUUGAUACUGACGGCAUAUUCGCCACACAGAAAAAUAAAAAAUUUAAACUCUUUCAUAAAUUGCAUAAAAUUGAAGAAUUCAGAGAAGAAAUAGAAUAUGAAGAAAUGGAGACUAUUUAUGAUGAUUUCGAAGACUCAGAUGAGCUUUAUGAUAUAACAGAUAUAUAUUAUAUGAAUGCAAAUAAUAUACAAAACGUGUAUUACUGUGAUACUGAGGACAAAAACUAA